AUGCUGAGGAGAUUUUUCAGGAAAUGCGUGGAAAGGAUAUUACACCUAGACGUAUCCUCUUGUGGUACACUCACUGAUGGCUUUUCUAAAUUGGGGAAUAUGCACAAGGCCUCUAGUAUUUUUGAUGAGAUGGAUCAAGAAGGUGUGACUCCUAAUGUCAUCAUAUGCAACAUGUUGAUUGGUGGCUACUGCAGCAGGUCUGGAGCAAUUGAAAGAGCUAAGGAAUUGUCAGCUGAGAAGGUUAUGGAGAAUAUGGUUCGACUAAAAUACACAUUACUGAUUCUGCAUUUCCUCAAAAGAAAAGAAUGGAGUUCUAUUUGGGAUUUUGACAUUGAAAAAGGGUUUUUAGAUGAAGCUGUUUUUGUGAUUUCUAGCACUAUGAAAUUGGGAUUGGUUCCUGAUUUGGCACGAUUUGGCAAAAGAUGUUCUUCUCAAAACCGAAGAAAAUUUUGGUUCGGUAACUAUUCCACUCCUCGAAGCGUCUUCUUCGUCGGCAGCAGAACCAGUCCUUUCCUAAGGAUGGGUCGCAGAAGCAGAAGCAAAAGCACGGGUGCUUCCAGGUAUACGGUUGGUCCAGUCCGUGUUGUUAACGAAAAGGUCGUCGGAAUCGAUUUAGGAACGACGAACUCAGCCGUCGCUGCCAUGGAAGGAGGUAAACCAACGAUUGUAACGAACGCUGAAGGUCAGAGAACAACACCUUCCGUUGUUGCUUAUACGAAGAGUAAAGAUCGUCUCGUUGGUCAGAUUGCGAAGCGUCAAGCUGUUGUUAAUCCGGAGAAUACUUUCUUCUCUGUGAAGAGGUUUAUUGGGAGGAGAAUGAACGAAGUUGCUCAAAGUCUAAGCAAGUUUCCUAUAGAGUUAUUAAAGAUGAGAAUGGAAAUGUUAAGCUUGAGUGUCCUGCUAUUGGUUCUGAGGAAGCUUGUGGAUGAUGCUUCGAGAUUCUUGAAUGAUAAAGUAACCAAAGCAGUCAUUACUGUGCCUGCUUACUUUAAUGAUUCACAAAGGACAGCUACAAAAGAUGCUGGCCGUAUCGCUGGCUUGGAAGUUCUUCGUAUUAUCAAUGAGCCGACGUCUGCUUCUUUGGCUUAUGGGUUUGAGAGAAAAAGUAAUGAAACGAUUCUUGUCUUUGAUCUUGGUGGUGUACUUGAGGUCGGUGAUGGUGUUUUUGAAGUGCUUUCUACUUCUGGUGAUACACAUCUGGGAGGUGAUGACUUUGACAAGAGAGUUGUUGAUUGGCUUGCUUCAACUUUCAAGAAAGAUGAAGGUAUAGAUCUUCUGAAAGACAAACAAGCGCUUCAGAGGUUGACGGAGGCAGCUGAAAAAGCUAAAAUUGAGCUUUCCUCACUGACUCAGACAAACAUGAGUUUGCCUUUUAUCACCGCUACGGCUGAUGGGCCUAAGCACAUUGAAACCACUCUCACCCGAGCCAAAUUUGAAGAAUUGUGCUCCGACUUACUUGACAGGUGA
This is a messenger RNA of Arabis nemorensis, 1467 nucleotides long. The record is from the annotation of a GenBank genome assembly. NCBI's taxonomy places the organism in Eukaryota, Viridiplantae, Streptophyta, Magnoliopsida, Brassicales, Brassicaceae.